Molecule: messenger RNA, 267 nt
Organism: Opisthorchis viverrini
Lineage: Eukaryota; Metazoa; Platyhelminthes; Trematoda; Opisthorchiida; Opisthorchiidae
Exons: 1
Coding region: 1-267 (88 amino acids)
Source: RefSeq, a predicted model, not a curated record
AUGCCACCCUGUUCCACGGGAGGUGGGCCGCACAGUCCAACACGUGUCAAGUGGAUGGAACAAAGUUUGCUUAUCAGUGUACUUUUCGGCGUGGACAUAAACAAUUCAAACUAUUUGGAAACAGUCAAAGAUCAGAAGAGUUCAACACAUGAACACAACUGGGCCAUUGAAUGCGAUUUCAGUGUAGACAAUCACGACUGCCUCGAAGUUAUCAACCCUCCGGCGCAACCGCUUGCGAGCAAUGCAUCAAGGCUGGUCAAUCAAUAA